This is a messenger RNA of Rotaria sp. Silwood1, 563 nucleotides long. The record is from the annotation of a GenBank genome assembly. Lineage: Eukaryota; Metazoa; Rotifera; Eurotatoria; Philodinida; Philodinidae.
AUGAAUAUCUUAGCAAAUAUUUAUGCGGAAUCGAAUGAUCCUGAUGAAAGAGAUAAAGGAAAAGAUUCUUUGAAAAAAGUUAAACAACAUAAUGCACGUGAUAUUGAUUCAUGGAUUCAAUUAGCAGAAAUUCUUGAAGGCGUCGAUUCACAAGAUAUGAAGACGGUUUAUUUAUAUUCAUUGGAUGCUUAUAUGACUACAUCAAAAUUAAUUCAUCAAUUUCAUGGAAAAGAUAUUCCAAUAGAAAUGUUUAAUAAUAUGGAUUCAUUAUAUUAUCGUUUAAAUAACUAUGAAGAAAGUCCUCAUCAAGUUGAGCCAGCUUAUGCUAAUUCAAUUCUUAUUACAAUGCAUUAUAAUUCAGCUCGUGUAUGCGAAGCAUCAUUUGAAUUUAAUAAAACUGAAACAUUAUAUAAAGAAAAUUUACGUGAACAUUUCAAAUAUGUUGAUUGUGUAAUUCAUUUGGGUUCUAUGGUACAUGAUCGUGGUCAAAUUUAUAGUGCAUCUGAUUGGUUUAACGAUGCACUGGAAAUUAAUCAUAAUUCACCGACAUGUGAUAAAGAAAG